AUGGAUUAUAAUAACUUUAGAGAAGCAUUAAAUUUUGUCAGUAGAGCAACUGAGAAACUUGUUGAGGCAGUGAAUAACUUACCUGAUCACCUAGCUAUAUUGUAUGUCUUAGCAGCCGCUGGAUUUGGGGUUCUCUAUUCAAUGUAUCAGCUGCUUUUUGCACUGUAUCAUGCUGUUAAAGGGAAGAGGUUGAUCAAGGGCCAGCUUCUGCCAAUGCUUGAUUUUUACGGAGAUAAGGUGAUAGCGUUUAUAUUGGCAAGUGGAGUUGGCGUAGGAUUUGGCGUCAGUAUUGAACUCAAAAAUUUAACAGACGAAUCAAUCAAAAAUUUAGCAGACGAAUCAAUAGACAGAAAAUUAGCAAUUGAACUACUUAAAGAAUUUAGGGACAAGAUGGACAAGUUUUAUAACGGGGGAAUUAUUGCCAGUGGCAUCCUUCUAGCUGGUUUUACUACCAUGGCUAUACUCACUAUUCUUAGUUCUGCCAAGUGCACAGGAAGAAGCUUUUAG
Molecule: messenger RNA, 507 nt
Organism: Lycium barbarum (goji berry)
Lineage: Eukaryota; Viridiplantae; Streptophyta; Magnoliopsida; Solanales; Solanaceae
Product: CASP-like protein 4D2
Exons: 3
Coding region: 1-507 (168 amino acids)
Source: RefSeq, a predicted model, not a curated record